AUGUUCGACACGAUCACGGCUUUCCAGCGUAAACUGGACCUAUGGAUGUGCCAAGGGAAACAGGACAAUCUUGCCCACUUUCCUGUCUGUCAGAGCGUGUCGGCCUCAUUUCCCGGGACUUUUUCAUGUGCUCAGUUGGCCACCAAACUGAGCUGUUUAAAGACUGACUUUGAGCGGCGCUUCUCUGACUUCAGGGCACAGCAGUCUGGAUUUGCCAUAUUUGCCAGUCCUUUCACCACCGACGUCUGCCCUGCACCCCAACACCCCCAGAUGGAGUUAAUUGAGCUUCAAAGGGACAGUGGUCUGAGAGAAAAGUUCCAGGAUGCAGCUGUUCAGGACUUUUACCAUCUGUUGCCCUCUGGUCUGAUGCCACAGCUUCAACUUCAUGCUGCCCGUGUUUUGUCAAUGUUUGGGAGGACCUAUUUCUGCGAACAGCUGUUCUCAAUAAUGAAUCUGAACAAAAACAAGCACAGAUCACGCCUCACUGAUGACAACCCCAUGCCAUUCUAA
Knipowitschia caucasica is the source of this 510-nucleotide messenger RNA. NCBI's taxonomy places the organism in Eukaryota, Metazoa, Chordata, Actinopteri, Gobiiformes, Gobiidae. The record is from the annotation of a GenBank genome assembly.